Molecule: messenger RNA, 630 nt
Organism: Anisakis simplex (herring worm)
Lineage: Eukaryota; Metazoa; Nematoda; Chromadorea; Rhabditida; Anisakidae
Source: the annotation of a GenBank genome assembly
AUGGGCUACAAGCUGACCUAUUUCGCGAUUCGAGGUUUGGCUGAACCAAUUCGUCUUCUUUUCACCGAUCAGAAUAUUGUCUUCGAUGAUGCACUGAUCAAAGACCGAGAUGCAUGGCCUGCAAUGAAGGCACAGUUCCAAUUCGGACAAGUCCCGUGCCUCCACGAUGACGACGAACAGAUCGUACAGUCUGGCGCUAUCAUCCGUCAUAUUGCCCGGAAACAUAAUCUGUAUGGGGCGAAUGAAAAUGAGAUGACUUAUGCGGAUAUGUUCUAUGAAGGUAUUCGAGAUCUACAUUCCAAGUACACGACCAUGAUCUAUACUGCUUACGAAACUCAGAAAGACAAAUUCAUCAAAGAGACGCUUCCAGUUGAGUUGGCCAAAUUCGACAAACUUUUGCAAACCCGUGGAGGUGGAUCGGCAUACAUCCUUGGUGAUAAGAUAUGUUUCGUCGACUACGCAUUCUUUGAAGAGAUCGAUAUCAUGAUCAUAUUGGAUCCGCAUGCCCUCGACAAGUUCCCAACAAUCAAGGCGUAUCAUCAAAGAAUGCACGAUCGUCCUCGUAUCAAAGCGUACUACCAGAAACGUAUCGACAUGAAGGUGCCCGUGAAUGGCAACGGGAAACAAUAA